Acyrthosiphon pisum (pea aphid) is the source of this 5268-nucleotide messenger RNA. RefSeq names its product AXIN1 up-regulated 1 (gene Axud1). Gene Ontology annotation, molecular function: sequence-specific DNA binding; DNA-binding transcription factor activity, RNA polymerase II-specific. Bases 923 to 3157 code for a protein of 744 amino acids. The transcript has 5 exons. The record is from RefSeq and is a predicted model, not a curated record. Gene Ontology annotation, cellular component: nucleus. Gene Ontology annotation, biological process: regulation of transcription by RNA polymerase II. NCBI's taxonomy places the organism in Eukaryota, Metazoa, Arthropoda, Insecta, Hemiptera, Aphididae.
UGUAGUGCGUUGUACCUAUAUUGUAAUAUUAUUGCUACAAUACGUAAUGCUGUUGAAGCCGCCGUCGUUUUGAUGACGUAGUCCGUAUGGAACGCGGGUCGCGGGUGGAGGUACAGUAUUAUUAUUAUUCACGGUUUCUGUGCGGCCGUGUACGUCAGUGCGUGCGUGCACGCGCCUAAUGUGUGCUUGUGCGUACGUACGUGCGUGCGUUUGCGUGUAUGCGUUGGCCCCGGCGACAAUUAUUAUUAUUAUUCGUACUGCCGCCGCCGCCGCCGCCGAGAUUAUCAGCCGUCGUUGUGUGCGUGCGUGAGCGUGUACCCGUCGUGUACGUGUGCGUCCGCGAACGGGUGUGAGUGUUGUAAAACGGCGAAGGGGGAUAUAAUGGAAAGAAAAAAUAAACUGACAACAGCGACGACGACGAACCAGUAUUUGUUACACACGAUAAUCGUCGUUCGUCCGCCGUCGAAUUUUAUUUUCUAGUACGUUUAGUAUUAAUAUUUUUAUGCGUCGUCCGGCGGCCUUUAAAAUACAUAUCGCCAUCGAGCAACUAGAUUAUUAUUAUUCAUUUUUAUCUUAUUCGUUUUAUCCGUCACGAUAAAUUCCGUACGGCCGUCGUCGUCGUCCGCAGUGUGACGUCCAACGCGCGCCAGUGUGCUCUGUUACGCCGUCGGCGGCUGUCGUCGUUGUCGUCGUAUUCUUCCUCAUCGUCCUCCUCAACAACACUCAUACACAGCAGCGCCCUUUGGACGUUUCGGUCGUCGCUCGACGCUUUUUUUUUUUUGCGUCACUCGUCUGCCGAACGCGCAAGCCCGCUCACUCGCGCUGCCACCACCGUUUGAAAAUGUCCCGGGAAAACGUUUAACUUUCCGCGCUAUAAGUUGAAUCCGUUACGCCAAUAUCGUCCAGGUAUUUAACUAUUGCAAUGGAAUUUUUAAUAACAAAGGAAUCUGAUGAAGACUCUAUAUUGUCCCUAAUUACUAAUGAACCUGCCAACACCAACGCUAAAUCUCACAAUGUAAAAUAUUAUAAUGAUGAUUGUCUUCUUGAUAUUAAGGAUAUAAAUGUUGCAAACAUUGAUCAAGUUAAUAAUGAAGAAAUAUCUACUGAAUCAAAAACUUUAUCAGACUGCCUAGUAGACACCCCAAAAUCAUUAUCAGAUUCAGAAUGUAGAGUUCAAAAUUUAUUAUUUAAUAUGAAAUCUGACGAAUACAGCACUACCUCUGAUGACAAAACUAAUAUUGAUAGCAAUAUAAAGCCUUACAAUAGUGAUGUUAAAAGUCUGAGUAUGUGUUUACCCUCUUCGACUUCAAUUUUUAUCCCCUCUAGUGAAACUCAAGUUCUUUCAAGUACAAAUGAAACAACUUAUUCAGACGUAAAUAAUAUUUUUACAACUAAUAAAAAACGAGGUUUUUCAAUUGAUGAAAUUAGUAAAGACGAAACUUCUCAAAAUAGCCAAAGCAUGUCAACAUACUCAAAUGAUUAUACUUGCUUUUUAAGUGAGCAAACAGAUGCUAUAAGCAAUUUGACGCCCUUCAAAAGAAGUAAUAGCUAUUAUUUUGACUCUCCUGUAAAAAAGUUAUGUACUACAAAAAUGCCUAUCGAUGACAAAACAAAUGAAGUUCUUAACAGCAUUGACUUGUACUCAAAUAAAAAAGAUAAUAAAAUAUUCAGCGGAUUUACAAGCAUUCAGAAUGACUUAGAAGUUGAUUGUAUACAAGAUCGAUAUGAUGGAAGUGACUCUGGAUUUGGAUCUGAAUUAGCAGAAGAUAAGAAUAGUACUAACUUAGAUAUAGCACUUUCAACAUCAAGUAUAUCAUACAAAACUGAUUUUACAUUGAACCAAAAAUCUAGUUUUGAAGAUUUGCAAAGAACUUCGAAUGAAUUUUUGUCAGCAAUGGAAGUGUUGAAGCCAAAAUUUUCAGAUUCUAUUCUAGAUACAGGACCAUUAGAAAUAAGGAAUAAUUAUGGAUUUGUUAAAGGUAUUUUAAAACGCAACAAACCCUUCAAUUAUGGUGUUCCAUCAUCUGAUGUUAUAACAGCGAAGAAACGCAAAAAUAUAAAUUUUGCAAAUGUAACAGUCUUUUAUUUUCCCCGAGUUCAAGGAUUUACUUGUGUUCCUUCUCAGGGUGGUUCUACUCUUGGCAUGACAAGAGUUCAUAGUGCAUCACGCGUUUUUUCUCUACCUGAAUAUAUAGCGGAACAGAGAAGAAUACGUCGAAACUUGGUUCAUUUAAGUCAGUCUGAGGUUUCUGGUACAAAUAGUGAUGACAGUGAUAGCGAUGUUGGAGCAGCAGAUGUUUACUCUGAGUCUGACGCCGAUAUGGAUUCAGAUAGCAAUGGGAGUUUUUUACAACCCGUACCUACACGACAAAGACGUGCUCUAUUGAAGGCAGCUGGUGUUGACAAAAUUGAUUCUUCAGAAAAGGACGAUUGCAAGAGCAUAAGGCUAUCAAGAGAAUUCUGUGGAUGUCUGUGUCGUGGUUUUUGUGACCCAGAUACAUGUGCUUGUUUUCAAGCAGGCAUAACAUGUCAAGUUGAUAGAAUGAAUUUCCCAUGUGGGUGCACAGUAGAUGGCUGUGGAAAUUCUGUUGGUCGUAUAGAAUUCAAUCCAACCAGAGUUCGAAAGCAUUUCAUUCACACCAUAAUGAGACUUGAAAUCAAAAAGAGAGAAGCACAAGAAGAGGAACACUGUAAUAAGCUAGCUAUGACAUCACCACUUAUAUCUAAUUUUUCCUAUCAUGAUUCCAGACACAUACAACCGUAUUAUCAACCACAACACUAUGAACACAAUUUAAAUGAUUAUAAUUAUCAUUCAUUUUUACCUAUUUAUGAUAGCAAUCACAUUGCCCCAGAAAGUAGUACACCGAACAAUUAUCAGCUAAAUAAUUCGCACACUUUAUAUGAACCGUAUCAGCCAUUUCCAUCUGCGUUUGUGCCUUUAUCACAAGAUAGACCUAGAGGAUUGUCUAUUAUAGACAAUAAGCCCGAAACAUUUACAGAUUUAUUGCAGCCGUACAGCUUACAAAGUAUUGAAAGUACCGAUUCACUGGGUAUUCCAAAUAUUCCAAGUACAUUGGUUUCAGAUAGUUUUAAUUUAGAAACAGAAAAUUUAGGAGAAAUCAUUAAAAAUACAAUGGUUGAAAGUGUCAAUUCUUAAAACUCCAUUCACUGACAACUUGUUAAAUAACAAAUGUUUUUCUUUAGUUAAAUUUUUUUAUUUGUUAAAUAAAUUAAUAAUUUCUAACUUGGUUAUCCUAAUAAUAAUAGUUUAGGUAUUCUCUGUCUCAUAUUAAAGUAAUCACAGGCUGCGAAUGAUUUAUGUACGGUCCGUCAGACCAUAACCCUCAAUUAAAUCAGUUUUCAUCGUCAGCACUAGUUUUUGAUGAUAAACCGUGGCCAAACAAUCGCUAUACCUUAGCAAAAUGCAGGUUGUUGGAAUAAUUUCCAUUUACUACUGCUGUUCACAGAAGCACGCCUUCUGAGGUUACUCAUAUAUAAAACAAAGUAUAGUUUACACAAAAAUCUAUUAGAUUUUUAUCAUUUAUUUUAUCAAAAAACUUGUGAUUGGUGAUUUCAAUAAACUUUAAAGUUUAAAUACAAUUUGUAUUCAGACAAGUACUUUUCAAUAAAUAGUCAACUAUUCAAAAACUUGUCAAGUUUCAAGAGAAUUUUCAAAUUUUUCUUUAAAUACGUUGCUACUGUUUAAAUAGUGGUUUGCAUAAUUACAAAAAAAUUAAUAGAAAUUAGCAUCUUUUGUUUUACUCAAAUUUGGUAUCUAAUUAUAUUCUCAAUAAAAAAAUUAACUUAUUUUAGUACUUAUAAUGACUAAACUAUUUUUCUGAAAUACAUUAUGAGAUCAUGUAUUGAUAAAUGUAUUACAUUUGGAAAAUGUUUCUUUUAAAAUUAAUUUAUAUAACCUUACAUCAUCUGAAGUCCAUAAUUAAAAAUUGAAUAUUGUGAUUUUAGAUUCUGAGCAGAGCGAGGAAGCUAUUGUUUAAGUUUGCUUCUCUUAUAUUAUUCUUUUUAUCUUUUCGAUAAAAUUUGAUAUUUAUUUUAUUAUUAUUUAGGGGAUGUAAGGGAAAAGGGAAAAAAAGCUGGAUUAGGAUGUUAUAUGUAUUGGAGUAACAUUAUUCUUGAAUAUCUAUAAUAACCUAUUUUAUGGCUACUUAUGUAUUGAAAGCAAUUUUUUACUAAAUCUAUGAAGUGUAAUGGUAUUAUUUUUGUUUAGUUUAAUUAAUAACAGUUUUAGACAAAUUUAAAUCACUCAAAUAGUAGAAAUCAUCCUAAUGUCACCCAAAACCAAUUUCAUUGUCGGCACAUUUUAGUAGUAUUUUAUUUUAUCCUUAUUUUUUUCAAAUUUUGUUUAAUUGCAUUUUAUUCAAAUACUUACUUUUGUGUCUUCUGGUAAUUUGUACCAAUAACCAAUAUUUUGUUAACUGUAUGGGUAUUUUAAUGAAUCGCAUAUACUUUUUUUUUUUACAAUUUAUUGUAUUAGAAUAUUAUCAAAUUAAUUUAAAGAUGUGCUAAACUGAAAUGUAUUGGCUUCCCUAUGUCACAUUGUGGAAACUUAUAUUGUAUUAUUGUAAAAUGUGAAUAUAAGUUACUUAUAAAUUUGUAUAUUAGUUCAAAACAGGCGAUGGAUCCUUUGUGCAAUGUAUUAGGAUUUGACUAUAAAAUGGUGUUUAAGAAUACAUUAUAGUGUUUUCUAUUAAAAACAUUCAGUUUAUUUGCAUAGGAUUAACUGUUUUAUUAUUGUGAUUGUAUUAUGAUCAUCAGUACUAUUAUUAUUUUAAAUAUUUGUGUAUUAGUUAUUAUUAUUUUGACAUGAGAUUAUUUUUUUAAAUGUAUCAGGUUUUUUUAUCAUUAUUUUGAUUGGCAUAUUUAUAAUACACAAUCCCGAAAUUAUAAAGCUGACCAAAUAAUGUAACCCGCGGAAAAAAUUAAUUUACUGAAAUUGUCAUUUUAAGUUUUAAGCAUGUGUUAAGCAUCUUAUUAUUGAAUAUUAUAAAAAUGCCUUAUGACACUAAUUUAUUUGAAACAAAAAUAAUUUUCAUCUUGUAAUAAUCACACCUUAGCACCUAUAAAUAAUAAAAUCAAAUUGAUAUUUAUAUUAAGGUAAGCUUGUUAUAGUUUAGUUAAUUGUUUUAGUAGAUUGUCAAUUAUCGCAAUUAGUUUAUCAGUGCUGUAUUCGUAUAAGUGUGUUUGCUAAUAAAAUUAAUUACAAUUAUUAAUAUUCAUAUACUUACUGUAAUAAUUAAUUAUCAUUAA